UGAAUGUGCAUAAGAAACAGGCUUCUAUAAAUUCUCAGGGUGUUCAGGAACUAAUCGGUGAGACUAACCCAUUGAGCGCAAAAGCAACCUCUGGAAUGGGAUCUUAUAACACAUCAGCACAGGACACCCCUAAUAGACUGUUGGACUCUAGAGAAUCAAGUCUAAAAGAGAAACUGCUUGAGACAGUUAGCAAAAAAGAAGAAUGUAGAAAUGUUGACCAGACAGGAAUUUCAGAUCUGCUUCAACAUGACCUUGAGGGGAGUUGCUCCCCAAAAACUGCCAAUUUAAGGUCAAUGUGGGAUAGAGGUAGCACUGAGAGCCCAGGAAUGCUAGUUAGCAAACCAAGCAUAAAUUUGGAACAGGAAAACCAAAAUAAUGGUGUCAAGAAGGCAACUGAUCAUGAAGAGGAACCAACCAAAGUUGAUAUAAUAAGUCCAAAAUAUUCAGCGCUUGAAAGCAAGGAGCAAUCAUUUGUAAAGGACAUUUAUAAUGAGAUAGAAUCUGAUAACACUGUCCGUGAUUCAUCCAAAAAGCAAGCUCAUGUCAGAGAUAAAGCAAAUGAGAUGCAAGCACAAAUAAGUGAUAUAAAUCAAAUGAAAGAUGUAAUGGCUCAGAGCAUAACCUCAGACAAUGAUAAAUGCAAACAUUUGAGCCAAAAAUCCUCAUCACUAGAUUUUGUGCUCCAGCUAGGAGACCAGAGCAAAGAAAAUGUUGGAGAAAAUAUUAAUAGUAGUGAGGAAGGAUAUAUGACUUCAGCAGUACUAGAACUUGACCAACAAGUAAAGACAGAGGAAAAAGGAUCACAGCUAAACCCUCAACCAACAUCUAAUGUUCACUUAAAGCAACAAAUCCAUGUCUCAUUAGUAAAGCAAAGCAAUCAGCAACAAGACAACAGGGCAGAAAGGAUAAAAGCACUCAAAUCAUUUUGGGAAAGAGAAGAAUUGCAAUCAAAAAAAUAUAUAAAAUCAACAGCAGAAGGAAAAUCACCUGUGAAAUCUACAAAACUGAAUAAAAGGUUCACCAAAUCAGAGCAUGAUCUUACAUCCAUAGGUACAGAAACUGAGGCAGAAACUGUCAAUUUUACAGUUCUUCCAUUACGAGACAGAGUAGAGAAGACUGUCACAGAAGAAGGUAUGAACAGAUUACAGUUCAAAAUGCUUCGUGACUUCUGGGCAGAAACUAGCAGACAGUCAUCCAAUCAGGAAGGUAAACAUGCAAAAACUAACAAAGAGCAUGAACUGGUGGAUGCAAGGCAUUCUUUAAAUCAAAAUGUUUGCCCAAAUCAGCCAGACCAAGGUUUUGGAAAUGAUAGUGGGAAUGCUAUGUCUCCAAAGACAGACAGAGGGCUCCAGUUAUCUCCAAAAGCGAAAAUUGAUGUCAAAUAUCCUGAUACUGAUACCACAGAUAACUUGUAUAUUUCUCCGACUGAGCUAGAUGUUCUAAGAUCAUCCAAUUAUACACAUCCAAAGAGUGGCACACAGUUCUUUCCAAAAGAUAAAGCAUCCCCUAAACCUGCAGGGUUGCCCAAUAAAGAAUCUCAAAAGCAAACUAGAAGUAGUGGCAAAGGAACUUUAAAUGGAAGAGGAAAUUCACUUCGGCGUGCCAUCAGCAUGUUUGCAGUGAACAUCGAAGAUCAAGAUGAAGAUUUAGAAUUGCAGUCCAGGAAAGUAUCUGACACAGUCCUUCCACAGGUUGGAAAAACAACUGAAAGUACAGUCUUCUCCUCCACAAGAACACCAGAAGUUAAUUUACAAGUGAGAAAGAAUUCAGUCACCAAGAAUAAGCAUAAAAUCACAGAAAGAAGCACUUCUGAGGAUUCGGAUUCUCAAACUCUCGCCAGGUCAUUUCUUCCACGAGACAACCAGCAUUACCUGGGAAUCACAGAAAAGGAAGGCAAGGACAUUUCUCCACAGGAUAAAGAGCAGAUCAGUGAAUUAGUCUGCACCUCAUUUCAGACAGAUGGUGUGAGGUGCUGGGCUGAGCAAGAUGAUAUUCCCCUGGACUCAGAGCUUUGCACUAGGAAGGGGAACUUGAACGGCAAAUCAGCUCACAUGCAAGUAAAAAUAUCAACCAUAGGUCCUUAAACAAAGAUGACUCCUUUUCUGGGACAAGUUCAAACUUACCUGAUGGGAGCCUAGUUCAGGAAGCGCUAAGACGGGCAGCCACUAGACCUGUAUACCAUAAGAGCCUCGAAGACAUUACUGCAGUACCAAUCUCCAGCACUCCAUCUCGAUCCACAUCUUCCUUCUCAGAUAGGGAGCGUAUGAGGAAAAUCAGCAAAUCUGUUCCUAAUUUCUUGGAGACUGAGGAUGAUGGAAAUGAGAGUGAUUCAGAGUGCAGCUCUAACAGUGGAAAAUACUGGAAAAACAGCAACCCCCAAGCUAAACUUAGCAGCAACUCACGCAUUGCCACGUUGUCUUCGAUGAGCGGGAGCAUAAUAAGCAUUACCAGUGCAGACUAUGCGAAUAUUAAAGUUCAGGGGAUCAUCAAGUUUUCAAUCAACUAUGUCAAGAAGAUGAGGGAGCUCCACAUUUUUGUAGUCCAGUGCCAAAAUCUGGCCCCAGUGGACGUGAAGAGGAAUCGAUCUGACCCGUAUGUUAAAAGUUAUCUUAUACCUGACACUGCCAAUUUGGGUAAACGAAAAACGUCAGUGAAAAAGAAGACAUUGAACCCCAUAUAUAAUGAGAUUCUAAGGUAUAAAGUUCAAAUGGAGUAUGUAAAAACGGAGAUGCUUAACCUGUCUGUUUGGCACAAUGACACAUUUGGUCGGAACAGCUUCCUUGGAGAAACCGAGAUUGACCUUUCCAAGUGGGAUUUUGAAAACCCUCAGAUUAACUGCUUAUCCCUCAAACAAAGGGCCACAAGCAGUAUUCUACUGACAGAUGAUAGAGGAGAGAUGAGAUUGGCCAUACGGUUCUUACCUCACAUCUCCCUCGCUAAAUCAGGUGAAAUUCAUAUCUGGGUCAAAGACUGCAAGAACCUUCCUCCAAUCCGAGGUGGCACUAUAAACCCAUAUGUGAAAUGUUUGGUGCUGCCAGACACCACCAAAAAGAGCUUACAAAAGACACGGGUGUUAAAGAGGGCAUCAAGUCCUGUGUUUAAUCACACAAUGGUGUAUGAUGGCUUCAGGGCCGAGGAUCUAAAGGAGACCUGUGUGGAUCUCACAGUAUGGGACCAUGAACGACUGUCUGAUCACCUGGUGGGAGGAGUGAGACUCAGCCUGGGAACAGGGCAGACAUGUGGGAAAAAAGUGGACUGGAUGGAUUCUGUUGCUAAUGAGGUGGAAUUAUGGCAAAGAAUGAUAGAUUCGCCAAAUGAGUGGGUGGAGGAUGUGCUGCCAUUGAGAAUGAUGACAACAGCAAAAAAUGCUUGGAAAUAGCAUUGAUUGUAAAGUGCAAGAUUACACACUCACUGAGCACUUUGGAGAUGUUUCAUUAAUAUGUAGUAAUGACCCCCUUUGCUCUUGAGCGAUUUUCAAUUCUUAAUGGCUUGAAUUCCACAAGAUGUUGGUAACAUUCCCCAGAUUCUGGUCUAUGGUAUUAUUGCAUCACACAAUUCCUGCAGAUUUUUUCAGGCAAAAUUUCAUGCCGAAUCGUGCUGGAAACAGGUGUUAGAAGAUGGUAAACUGUGUUGAUAUUAAUGCACAAAAAUACUCAAUUAGGUUUCAAAUAGCUUUCAAGCGAAGAUUAGUAAUAACAGCUCCUAAGUGUGCUUAAAAAAACCUUCCCCACACCAGUAUAAUGCCUCCACCAGUCUGGACUGCUGACACAAGGCAGGUUAGAUUUAUAUUUUUGUGCUGGACUGUAACUACAAGAUUUUAUGUAUUACAUUACAUGCCAACUGAUUGCCUGAUUAGAUGAUUGCAUGAAUGAGUAGUUAUUUAGAUGUUUGUAAUAAAGUGCUCAGUGAAUGUAUAAAUAGUAUUUUGAAUGACAAAACUCAGCACUUCUAAUCAUAUAUUAACAUCAUAUUAGUAUUUUUACAGCCAUCCUACUGAUUAUGAAAAGCAUUCUAUUUUAUUAUAAUAGCUUUACAUUGUGAAGGAUAUCUGAAUAAAUUCACAGCAUUUGGUGUCACCUACUUUAUCAGCAACUGUCAUACCUAUUGUCGCUUUAACUAAAAUUGCAAAUUCACCUAAUAAAUUGUUUUCUUGAAUUUUAUUUAUUUUAAUCGAAUGCUUACACUACUAGGUGAUAUAACAUUUUCUGGUAAUCUGUUCAUCUGUAUAAGAUAUUCAGCGCAAUAUCUCAAGAAUGAGAGAUCGACUGUUUCUAGGAUUUAUAUAGAUUUAUCACUGUAAGCAGCAGAAUAUCUGAUUUGAUUUGAGAAUCUAUUUAACACUGUCAAAGCUUGGUUAAUAGUUUUUUUUUCAUUCAAAAGCUUCCUUCCUGUUUUAGAUGUACAAUUAAAUCAAAAUAAAUUAAAUAAACAACGGGUGAAUCAGCUGCAACAGUGCCAGUAGAUUCACUGAUAGGUUCUUGAAAAAAAGAGAUAUAGAACUACUCACCACAAUGAUUCUACUGUUCCACAUUUCAAAGGGAUUUCUUCUGUGUCAUAUUUAUAUCUUAGUUGUGAUACCAUGAAUCGCAGGAAACACACAGCUUGCCAGUCUAUUACUUGGUGGUGGUGAUGAAGGUGGUUAUCAGGUGUUGGAAGUCUAAAACAAAAAUGUCAGGCAAUAACAGAGCAGCAUGAAAGCUAAAUGUUGGCUAAUCAUAGAAAUGUAUCAUAACACAUCAUGCAGUAAGGAACAUGAUACCUCCUGUGAAAGAAAGAGGGGGCUAAAUUAUACUUUGCUUUAUUGUUUGGAAAACCUUGAAUCUAUGCAGCAAACAGGAAAAUCUAAAAACUACCAAACCAUUCUGGAGUUCUCUGGCUGAGAACAAAACUGCAAUAUUUUUAGCUUUUGAAAACAUUGUACAGUACUAAAAAAGAUUUAAAGUUUAAUUAAAGACUUAACUAACAACCCAUACAUUAAGCCACAGAAUGUGCAGUGGAAGACAUUUUGUGGUCAGUAUGCCAGUGCUUCCACCUUGCUCUUGUCCAUCAUCACUACGUUUGGAUGAUGUACCACAGAAACUUGACAGUGCUUUUUUCACAUACAAGUUUUACAAGACUUCUUAAAACUGCAUAUACCAUGGUAAGCUCCAGGCCUUAGGAUAUUAUCCAUAUAAAUAAUAAAUUCAAGAACUCAUUGACCACUUCACUGAUAAAAAUGUGGAACAUUAAUAAGCCCAUAUGUCAUGAUGAGGCCUAAUAAUUGUAUUCAGUGUUUGUCACAAAGGCAAUUUUUAUCAUCUUCUUGGUUACAAAUCAAGUACCACACAUUUCUGAGGUCAAGUUUAUCAAAAGGAUAACGGUAGCUGGGACUUUUUAAAAGAUUACCUAAAAGAACAAGGUCAAAUAAUUGCACAUAAAUCAGUCGCAUUUUUUUUUUACAAAUAU
Silurus meridionalis is the source of this 5445-nucleotide messenger RNA. Its product is annotated as synaptotagmin-like protein 2. The record is from RefSeq and is a predicted model, not a curated record. Bases 2264 to 3379 code for a protein of 371 amino acids. Gene Ontology annotation, biological process: exocytosis. Gene Ontology annotation, cellular component: plasma membrane; exocytic vesicle. The transcript has 11 exons. Gene Ontology annotation, molecular function: neurexin family protein binding. Lineage: Eukaryota; Metazoa; Chordata; Actinopteri; Siluriformes; Siluridae.